Molecule: messenger RNA, 2004 nt
Organism: Metarhizium album ARSEF 1941
Lineage: Eukaryota; Fungi; Ascomycota; Sordariomycetes; Hypocreales; Clavicipitaceae
Product: ATP-dependent RNA helicase DED1
Exons: 2
Coding region: 1-2004 (667 amino acids)
Cellular component (GO): nucleus
Molecular function (GO): RNA binding; ATP binding; RNA helicase activity
Source: RefSeq, a predicted model, not a curated record
AUGGCGGAACAACUCAACAUGGGCGGCUUGAGCCUUGGCGAUGGCCAGCAGCCUCAGCGCUCGUACAUACCACCCCACAUGCGAAAUCGACCCUCUGCCCCCCCUUCCGCUGCUCCUAUGAAUGGUGGUGCUCCCAAUGGCGCACCCAAUGGUCUCAGCAAUAGCUCUUGGGCUGGUAACAACAGCAACUACGCUGGUCGCCAGAACAACUGGAAUAAUGGACCUGACGGCGGUGCUCCUCCUGCUUUCCAGAACAACCGCCGCGGCGGAUGGAGUGGCCGUGGCGGCGGUUACGCUGGUGGCCACGAAGGUCACUCUGGCGGCGGCGGCUACGCUGCCCGAGGCUCUGGCGAUGGCCAGUGGCGCGAUGGAAAGCACAUUCCCGGUCCGGCUAACCCCCGUCUGGAGCGUGAGCUCUUCGGUACUAUCGACGAUCCUUCCAAACAACACACCGGUAUCAACUUUGAAAAGUAUGACGAUAUCCCCGUUGAGGCGUCUGGUCAUGACGUCCCUGAGGCCGUGCUCCAGUUCUCCACGCCUCCUCUGGACGAACACCUCUGCCGCAACAUUGAGCUGGCUCACUACAAGGUUCCCACCCCCGUUCAGAAGUACUCUAUCCCCAUUGUCAUGGGUGGACGCGAUCUCAUGGCUUGUGCCCAGACUGGUUCUGGCAAGACCGGUGGCUUCCUUUUCCCCAUCCUUUCACAGGCGUUCAUCAAUGGUCCUUCGCCCACGCCAGCUAGCGCUGCUGGCCAGUUUGGUCGUCAGCGCAAGGCUUACCCUACCUCACUCAUCCUCGCUCCCACCCGUGAGCUGGUUUCUCAAAUCUACGACGAAUCCCGCAAAUUCGCCUACCGAUCUUGGGUCCGCCCCUGCGUUGUCUAUGGCGGAGCCGACAUUGGCUCCCAGCUCCGCCAAAUUGAGCGAGGCUGUGAUCUCUUGGUUGCCACUCCUGGUCGUCUGGUCGAUCUUAUUGAACGUGGUCGCAUCUCCCUUUGCAACAUUAAGUAUCUUGUUCUGGAUGAGGCUGAUCGCAUGCUUGACAUGGGUUUUGAGCCCCAGAUCCGCCGCAUUGUCGAGGGGGAGGACAUGCCUCCUGUGGCCGACCGUCAAACUCUCAUGUUUUCAGCCACCUUUCCUCGUGACAUUCAGAUGCUUGCCAGAGAUUUCCUCAAGGACUAUGUCUUCUUGUCUGUCGGCCGUGUCGGCUCCACCUCCGAGAACAUCACUCAGAAGGUCGAAUUUGUUGAGGAUAUUGACAAGCGAUCUGUCCUCCUCGACAUUCUUCACUCCCACGCCGGUGGCCUGACUCUUAUUUUCGUCGAGACCAAGCGCAUGGCCGACUCCCUCUCCGACUUCCUCAUCAACCAGAACUUCCCAGCCACGUCUAUUCACGGUGACCGUACACAGCGUGAGCGUGAGCGCGCACUCGAGUUCUUCCGCAAUGGCCGGUGCCCCAUUUUGGUCGCAACUGCUGUUGCCGCUCGUGGUCUUGAUAUCCCCAAUGUCACCCACGUCAUCAACUACGACCUGCCUACCGAUGUUGAUGACUACGUCCACAGAAUCGGUCGUACAGGCCGUGCUGGAAACACUGGUAUUGCCACUGCUUUCUUCAAUCGUGGUAAUCGUGGCAUUGUCCGUGAGCUUAUGGAGCUUCUCAAGGAAGCCAACCAAGAAGUACCUGGCUUUUUGGAGGCCAUUGCCCGUGAAUCAUCCUUUGGGGGAGGCGGCCGAGGCGGCCGAUCUCGUGGCGGCGGCGGCGGCGGCGGCGGGCGUGGCACUGCUAAUCGCGAUUUCCGCAAGUUUGGCGGAGGUGGUGGCGGCGGCGGCUUUGGCGGCAACAGCGGUGGUGGUUUCGGUGGUCCCCAGCAAAACUCGAGCUACGGCGGCGGCUACGGCGGUCCCCAGGGCGGCUAUGGAGGCGGCGGCGGCGGCGGCGGCAGCGGUGGCGGCGGCGGCAGCUACGGCAACCCUGGCGGCCCUGGUGCUCAGUCCUGGUGGUAG